ACCCACCCAGGCAGAAUGAGAGAACCAAGCUUCAAGCUGAGUACAGAACAGGAUCCUGCGUCGUGCUUGGGAGCCAAAAUAAAGUGAGCUGUCGGAUGCAUGUCUAACCAUGCACCUUGGGCAAUGCAACCGAACGCCUUACCUGGGAGCCGGGGGGGGUGGCGGGGCCACCACACACACCCCUUCCCCGCCCCUUCUGAAAACCCAGCUAUUAUUUUUAUUAGCGCCCCCCAGGCUUUCGGUUUGGAAAAGACCUUUGCAACCGAAUUUGCAAGCCCGUUUUAAAUUUGCAAUCCCCGUGCCUCUCUCCCGCACGAACGCUGAAGCAGAAGAGGUGUAACCAGGCUUCUGCAAGGCUGCAAUCUUAACCGCACACACUUUUGCCUGGGAGUAAGCCCCGCUGCACACAACGGGGCUUACUUCUGAGUAAGCAUGCAUACGGUGCACGUUUGCCUUCUCUCUUAAAAAAAUGAAUGUAUAAAGAUUUUGCAUGGCAAGGGGGGAAUGAAACCAGAGACAACUUUCCACGAUGCAGGCAAAGUUGCAGCACACCAUCUCUCCCUGCAACUCCGCUCCUCCUCCUCCUCCUCCGCGCGGGUCUCCGGAUCUCGAUCCCGCUUCGCCCUUCUCGCCGGAGGAGCCAUGGCUGAGCUCUCCCGCCCCGCUUCCCGCGCUCGCCUUCCUCCCGCUUCUAACCCGGGGGGGGUGGAGGGCUGGGAUCCGGCUCACCUUCCGCCGCUCGCCUCCCGCCGCUGGCCGUAGCUGCCCUCCGGAGCCCCGCAGCCCGAGGGGGGAAGCGGGAAAGGCGAGCCGCGGGGGGAGCCGACCGAAUCCGCCACGAUCCCCUUCCAAGCAACAGGCAUUGCGGCUUUCCCCGCUCGGCUCCUCUCCCUUCUCCUCUUGCUCGCUCUCUUUUAUCCCGUUAAUCCGCAGCAGGCUCCGGAGCUUGCCUCCGAAUCCGAAGCAGGAGACGACCCCGACCUCUCUCUCGCGCAAGAGCUCCCAUCACGCCAGGGCAGGACGCGUGAAGUUUGCCAGCUUCUUGCCGCCACGCGUGCGAGCCAGGAACGGGCGUGUUGGGAGCAGUUGAUGGGGACCCUCCAAGGUCCCUCCAGUCAGGGUUCUGGACUGGAUAGCCUUUGAAACAGAGGAUGCCUUCAAAGGAAGGCCCACCCUCUAACUGCCUUUCAAAUGCAGGAUUGUCCUCUAAAGUAGAACAUGCCACCAUGCUACUGCUUUUAUGUACCUGACAAAUAACUUGUGGGAGCAUGUGAUCAUUGAAUUGUCGACUUGGAAGAGACCCCAAGGGUCCUCUAGUCCAGCUCCCUGCAAUGCAGGAUCCUGCCCACGGCCAUCCCUGGGUGAGCUCAAACCACCAACCUUCUGGUUAACAGCAAGACCCACUGACUCACUGUGCCACUAAAGCAAUGUGGAAGCCUUUAUGUUUCAAGCCCUAAAAACCGCUUGAGAUUGGGCAAGCUCCAGGACAGUCUCCUCUUGCAUUGAACCUGUCCGCACUCUGCACUCGUCAGGAAACUUUAUUCCACCCAGUGAGAUGCAGAGGAUGAGGAUUUGAGACGGAGCCUUUUAUUUUAUUUUUAGGAAUGCCUGGUCUUUGGAACUCACUGCCAAGGGAGCUUCAAGCAACUGAAAAAUUGGUGUCUUGCACCAGACAAUGUGAUAUAAAAGAUGGAAGAGUCACCCAUGCUCAUUUAAAAAAGAAGGAUCCAUAUGUCUUGUUGUUGUUGUUGUUGUUAGAGAUGUAGGUGGCAGGAGAGAUGCAUUUCUGAUAUUUCUAUUUCCCGCCUUGAGAAUCCCAGUAGAGGGAAAGGAGAGCAAAUAUAGCACUCCUGGUUUGCCUCCACUGUUAGCUUUUGCUGAACAAAUAGAUCAGCUUCUGUGGCAACUAUUUGUGGGCCACCUUUAAGAUCAAUUGUGCUCAUGGGCAUUAGCGACAGGGCCUUCUCAGUGGUGGCUCCAACCUUAUGGCACUGCUUUUCAAGAAAGAUAUGCAUGGCUCCUUCAUUUUCAUUUUCAACGAAGCCUUA
Messenger RNA from Podarcis raffonei (Aeolian wall lizard), 2048 nucleotides. RefSeq lists its product as uncharacterized. The transcript has 2 exons. The record is from RefSeq and is a predicted model, not a curated record. Lineage: Eukaryota; Metazoa; Chordata; Lepidosauria; Squamata; Lacertidae. The coding region runs from base 530 to 1090 and encodes 186 amino acids.